Daucus carota subsp. sativus is the source of this 1075-nucleotide messenger RNA. RefSeq lists its product as uncharacterized. The coding region runs from base 54 to 767 and encodes 237 amino acids. Lineage: Eukaryota; Viridiplantae; Streptophyta; Magnoliopsida; Apiales; Apiaceae. The transcript is spliced from 6 exons. The record is from RefSeq and is a predicted model, not a curated record.
CUAAGAGGUGUUUGUUUAACAGCAGGGCGAAGAAAGAAACGAGUUGUUUGAGAAUGGCAAAAACUGGUGCAUCCAAACGCAAGCGAGCGAAUGUGGAAGAAGACAAAGAACAACCAGUUGAAGUAAAGACCAGAAAAGGCAGCAGAGACAAGGCACCAGUGGUGGUGUUCGCUCAUGGUGCUGGUGCCCCUUCCACUUCAGAUUGGAUGAUUAGAUGGAAGGAAUUGUUGGCCAAAGCACUGAGUGCUGUUGAAGUAGUAACUUUUGACUAUCCAUAUAUAUCUGGAGGAAAGAAAAGGGCCCCUCCUAAGGCUGAAAAAUUGAUAGACUUUCAUUCUGAUAUUAUUAAGAAGGCUGUCGCAAAAUACCCAGAUCAUCCCCUGAUUUUGGUAGGGAAAUCUAUGGGCUCAAGGGUUAGCUGCAUGGUAGCUGGAGGUGAACACAUUUUUGCUUCGGCUGUAGUUUGCUUGGGAUAUCCACUAAAGGGCAUGAAGGGAGCUGUUCGAGACGAUACACUCUUGCAACUUAAGGUUCCUGUCAUGUUUGUACAGGGUAGCAAAGAUGCACUUUGUCCGCUAGAAAAGCUUGAGGCUGUUAGGAAGAAGAUGACUUCUUUGAAUGAAUUGUAUGUGAUAGAAGGGGGUGACCACUCAUUCAAGAUUGGCAAGAAACAUCUGCAGUUAGAGGGGUCUUCUCAAGAAGAAGCUGAGGAGUGUGCUGCUAAUGCCAUAUCAAAGUUCAUAUCCGGGCUCAUGGAAGGAAGGUGAAACCUCUUUGUGCCAGUAAUCAAGUGGAUCAGAAUGUGUUUUGCAUGCGACUUAUAGUUUGUCUUCGAGCAUCCUUUUGGAAGAAGUUCAUCGCUAGAAUGAUAACAAAUUCACAACGGAUACUGUUACUACCUUUUUGUGGUAUCUGUUGAUAUGUUAUCAUGCCUUAUGAAGAUUGCUUACUUCUAAUCUUGUAAACCCACUUGUUAGUUAGUUGACGUAGUGUUCUUCCAGAACUAGAAUAUUGUGUAUGCUCUCUGUUUGAGAACUGAUUAUGGUGUUAGUCUAUGUCAAUAUUUUAUAUCUCA